Penicillium atrosanguineum is the source of this 1089-nucleotide messenger RNA. RefSeq names its product zinc-dependent alcohol dehydrogenase family protein. NCBI's taxonomy places the organism in Eukaryota, Fungi, Ascomycota, Eurotiomycetes, Eurotiales, Aspergillaceae. Bases 1 to 1089 code for a protein of 362 amino acids. The record is from RefSeq and is a predicted model, not a curated record. Gene Ontology annotation, molecular function: oxidoreductase activity. The transcript is spliced from 3 exons.
AUGUCGUUUCCUAGAACAAUUCGAGCCUUUCGUCGAACCGAAGGGCCAGACCCUGUAUCGCUGGUGCUCGUGACAGACUAUCUUCCAUUGUCUCUCAAGCCUGAUGAUGUACUUAUUCGUAACCAUGCCGUCUCCCUGAACUACAGGGACGUCGCCAUGUUGCAUGGAAAGUAUCCAGGCUCUCCUCUGAAGAGAGGUAUUGCGGCUUCAGACUGCGCAGCAGAAGUGAUUGCAAUCGGAUCGGAAGUGACCAAAUUCGCAGUUGGCGAUCGCGUCGCGCCAAUCUUUGAUCUGAACAACUUGACGGGGACCGAGAAGGUGAAGGCAGUCUUAGGCGGGGAUAUUGAUGGUGUUCUGCGAGAAAAUGUCUUGGUUCAUUUGCCAAAGUAUCUAUCUUGGGAAGAGGCAGCGACUAUUACGUGUGCUGGUACGACAGCAUGGAAUGCUCUCGAUAUGCCAGGCUCAAGCAACUCGGGUAAAGUCGCGUUGCUUCAAGGUAAGCUGCCUAUUAUACGCAAGUCAAAGAAUGACCCAUUGACUGAUGAUAAACAAACAAGAACUGGUGGUGUGAGCAUGUUUGCUUUACAAAUAUGUCUAGCAGCUGGUAUCCAUCCCAUCAUUACGUCUUCAUCCGACAAGAAAUUGGAGAUGGCGCGCUCGUUGGGUCCACCGGGCGCUGUUGAUACCGUCAACUACAGAACCCAUCCCGAUUGGGAAAAUGAGGUCAUGCGACUAACUAGUGGUAACGGUGCAGAUAUUGUCAUUGAAAACGUUGGACCUGCCACCAUUGCGCAGAGCCUUGCCUCGCUGGCUAAUAAGGGAACUGUUUCAUUGAUUGGAUUUCUUGGGGGCUUUGAAACACAGCACCAGCCAGAAACAGUCGUCACGCUUCUGAUGAAAACCGCAAAGAUGCAGGGGAUCUUUGUCGGUUCCAUUAUUGAUCAGCGAAAGCUGUGUGACUUUCUCGAGGAAAGGCAAGUGGACUUGUCUCCGAUUGUGGAUCAAAUCUUCCCAUUCACCACAUCGAAUGAUGCCUUUGACUAUUUAUAUACUGCACAGCAUCAGAGCAAGGUUGUCAUUAAGUUCUAG